GAUACAACAUGGAGCUGAUGUUAACAAGACUGAUGAAGUUGGGAGGACAGCAUUUCACUAUCUGUGUGAGAGAGGCUGAGUUGAUGCGAGUGUUGUAGAAUUGGUGAAACAGCAUGGAGCUGAUCUUAACAAGACUGAUGAUGGGGGAAAUGCAGCAUUGCACUGUCUUUUUGCGAGAAGCAAAGUUGAUGCGACUGUUGUAGUACUGAUGAUACAACAUGGAGCUGAUGUUAGCAAGACUGAUGAUGUUGGAAAGACAGCACUUCACUGUCUGUGUGCGAGUGUCGAUGUUGAUGCGAGUGUUGUAGAACUGAUGAUACAACACGGUAAUGAUGUUGACAACACUGAUGAUGUUGGAAAGGCAGCAUUUCACUAUCUGAGAAAGAGGCGCAAUGUUGAUGCGAGUGUUGUAAAACUGAUGAUACAACACGGAGCUGAUGUUAACAGGAAUGAUAUCUAUGGAAGGACAGCAUUUCACUAUCUGUGUGAGAGGCGCAAUGUUGAUGCGAGAGUUGUAAAACUGAUGAUACAACAUGGAGCUGAGGUUAUCAAAACUGAUGAUGAUGGAAGGACAGCAUUUCACUAUCUGUGUGCGAGAGGCAAAGUUGAUGCGAGUGUUGUAGAAUUGAUGAAACAGCAUGGAGCUGAUGUUAACAAGACUGAUGAUGGGGGAAAUACAACAUUUCACUAUCUGUGUGAGAGGGUCAGUAGAGUCGAUGUUGAUGCGAGUGUUGUAGAACUGAUGAUACAACAUGGAGCUGAUGUUAACAAGACUGAUGAUGAUGGAAGGACAGCAUUUCACUAUCUGUGUGCGAGAGGCAAAGUUGAUGCGAGUGUUGUAGAAUUGGUGAAACAGCAUGGAGCUGAUGUUAACAAGACUGAUGAUCGGGGAAAUACAACAUUUCACUAUCUGUGUGAGAGGGUCAAGGCGAUGUUGAUGCGAGUGUUGUAGAACUGAUGAUACAACAUGGAGCUGAUGUUAACAAGACUGAUAAUGUUGGAAAGACAGCACUUCAUUGUCUGUGUGCGAGUGUCGAUGUUGAUGCGAGUGUUGUAGAACUGAUGAUACAACCCGGUGCUGAUGUUAACAGGAAUGAUAUCUAUGGAAGGACAGCAUUUCACUAUCUGUGUGAGAGAGGCAAUUCGAAGCGAGUG
This is a messenger RNA of Haliotis rubra (blacklip abalone), 1155 nucleotides long. Its product is annotated as putative ankyrin repeat protein RF_0381. The transcript is spliced from 4 exons. Bases 209 to 952 code for a protein of 247 amino acids. Gene Ontology annotation, cellular component: nucleus; cytoplasm. The record is from RefSeq and is a predicted model, not a curated record. Gene Ontology annotation, molecular function: protein binding. Lineage: Eukaryota; Metazoa; Mollusca; Gastropoda; Lepetellida; Haliotidae.